Molecule: messenger RNA, 1071 nt
Organism: Olea europaea var. sylvestris
Lineage: Eukaryota; Viridiplantae; Streptophyta; Magnoliopsida; Lamiales; Oleaceae
Product: O-fucosyltransferase 34-like
Exons: 4
Cellular component (GO): cytoplasm
Source: RefSeq, a predicted model, not a curated record
AAUGAUUUACCAUUCGAGAUUCAGAAGCUGCGCUGUAGAGUUAAUUUUCAUUCUCUGAGAUUCACUGCCCGGAUAGAGGAAAUGGGUCGAAAACUUGUGAGGAUUCUGAGGCAAAAUGGUCCUUUCUUGGUCCUCCAUCUUAGAUAUGAAAUGGACAUGCUAUCGUUUUCUGGUUGCACUCGAGGGUGCAGCAACGAGGAGGUGGAUGAACUGACGAGAAUGAGACACGCUAAUCCUUGGUGGAAGGAAAAAGCCAUAGAUUCUGAACUCAAAAGAAGAGAAGGUUUAUGCCCUUUGACACCUGAAGAAGCUGCUUUAGUACUAACUGCACUCGGUAUCGAUCAUAACGUUCAAAUAUACAUAGCUGCUGGUGAAAUUUACAGCCAAGAGAGGAGAUUGAGACCUUUGGCAGCAGCAUUUCGGAAUCUAGUCAGAAAGGAGAAAUUGCUAGAGCCUUCGGAGUUGCAGUUCUUCCAGAACCACUCAUCUCAGAUGGCAGCUCUCGAUUAUCUCAUCUCGUUGGAGAGUGAUAUCUUUGUUCCCACAUAUGAUGGGAAUAUGGCUAAAGUUGUUGAAGGACACCGCAGAUAUCUAGGUUUCAAGAAGACCAUUCUACUGGACAGAAAAGUUUUGGUCGAUUUGAUCGAUCAAUACGAAAAUGGAUCAUUGAGCUGGGACGAGUUUUCAUCGACUAUAAAGGAAGUUCAUGCAAAUCGUACGGGGUGUCCGACGAGUCGAGUUGUGAUUUCAGCUAAACCAAAGGUAGAAGAUUACUUUUACUCCAACCCACAAGAAUGUUUGUAGCCAAUGGAUGAAGCACCGAGAAGUUGGUGAUUCUUACAAUGUUCCUUUGAACAUAUAUAACUCAUGUAUGCAUAUUCUUACUUGUACAGCUUUAAAUCAAAAACUAAGAAUGAUACAGAUCUUUGAAAAGCAAUUAAGAAUUCUCAGGAAGUCCAAGCAAACUUGCACGUGACACUUUUGCGUAGCUGAGACUUUAUGUAACUAUUCACUACUAACGGUCAACGGAGAUGAUAAAGAUUGGCCUGUAUGGUAGUAAUCUUACUGUCA